CUCUACGUAAACCAUCAGUUUGGAAAUUAACGAUUAUUCAUACAAAUGAUGUUCAUUCUCGAUAUGAUCAGAUUAAUGAAGCAGCUACAGAUUGUACUCCAGAACAGUUUGAAAAGAAACAAUGUUAUGGUGGAAUUGCUCGACAUAAAACAGUGAUUGAUAGAUUGAGAAGGGAGAAUAAAAAUUCCUUACUUUUAGAUGGUGGUGAUCAGUUUCAAGGAACUUUAUUUUUUACUUAUUAUAAUGGAUCGAUAAAUUCAAAAGUUUUGAAUUUGCUUGAAUACAAUAUCACGGCAAUAGGAAAUCAUGAAUUUGAUAAGGGUCCAGAAACACUCAUCGCUCAUCACUCACGAUUGAAUAUGCCAAUUGUAUGUGCGAACAUCAAUACUACAUUAAACCCUUUACUUGGUGUUAACAUUAAACCAUAUCACAUCUUUGAAGAAUAUAAUCUAGGUGUCAUUGGUUACAUAACCGAUACAACUGGCGGCAUUUCUAAUGCGGGUCCUACUCUAGAAUUUUAUGAUCCAAUACCAAUAGUUCAAAAAUACGUGAAUGAAAUUCGAGCCAUGGGAAUUAAACGUAUUUUAACAGUUUCUCAUAAUGGAUAUGAACCUGAUAAAGAAUUAGCCGCAAAAACUUAUGGUGUUGCUGUGCAUAUUGGAGGUCAUAGUCAUACUCUUCUCUCUAAUGAUACUACCUCCAAAGAUUAUCAUUUAGCAUUGGGUCCUUAUCCUACUACUGUCAAGAAUGCUAUAGGCGAAGAUACUUUGAUUGUGCAGGCAUUUUGGUCUGGCAAAUAUGUAGGGCAUUUGGAUGUAUCAUUUGACAAAGAAGGAAAAGUAGUCGAAUAUUCAGGUGCCCCAAUUCUAGUAGAUCAAUCAAUUCCUCAAGAUCCUGAAAUAGCUGAAUUAGUAAAACAAUGGAGAGAACCGUUUGAUGAGUAUACAAAAACUGUGAUUGGAAAUGCUGUUGCACCAUUCGAUCAAAGGUCAUGUCAAAGAACUGAAUGUACAAUGGGUAACUUAGUAUUAGAUUCUUUCUUAUGGUCUCAACGAAAAAUUAGCAAAGUUUAUGCUGCAAUCAUGAAUUCCGGUGGAAUUCGAUCAGGAUUAAUGGAAGGAAAUAUCACUCGCGAAAAUAUUAUAACUAUUCUACCAUUUAGUAAUUCUAUGGUAAUUUUAGAUAUGAGUGGUCAAAAUAUUACAGAUUUAUUGGAAAGUGCAACGGGAAGGUGGAAAAAUAUUAUUUCUGGAAAAAGAGUUACUAGUUUUAUCCAAGUAUCUGGUAUCAGGUUUAAGUAUGAUAGUAGUAAACCAAUAUUUAAACGAGUAUUGGAAGUGAACAUACAGAAUCCUGAUACUGAAGUAUUUGAGCCGUUAGAUCUUAAAAAAACUUAUAAAAUUGUUACAGUCGAUUUUGUUGCCAAUACCGGUGAUGGAUUACUUCCAUAUCCUAUUCAAGAUUUAAUUCCUUUAGAUGGUCCGGACACAGUUCUAACAAAUUUUAUUCAAUAUAAAAAAACUGUUGAGCCAUAUUUAGACGGUCGUAUUCAUGAUGUUAAUCCUAAAACUAAUAUUCACAGUACCGUAUCACCUCAUGAACCUAUUCAUUUUGGUUAUUUUGAUAAUGACCAAAUUUUAAGUGAGAGUAUGGAAACCCAGAUGGAAGGUAAUAUAAAACCUGAUAGACAGGUUGUAUUUAAAAUUGCGGGUUUAUAA
Messenger RNA from Dentiscutata heterogama, 1718 nucleotides. Lineage: Eukaryota; Fungi; Glomeromycota; Glomeromycetes; Diversisporales; Gigasporaceae. The record is from the annotation of a GenBank genome assembly.